Molecule: messenger RNA, 1938 nt
Organism: Peromyscus leucopus (white-footed mouse)
Lineage: Eukaryota; Metazoa; Chordata; Mammalia; Rodentia; Cricetidae
Gene: Wnt6
Product: Wnt family member 6
Exons: 4
Coding region: 91-1188 (365 amino acids)
Biological process (GO): neuron differentiation; canonical Wnt signaling pathway; multicellular organism development
Cellular component (GO): extracellular region
Molecular function (GO): cytokine activity; frizzled binding
Source: RefSeq, a predicted model, not a curated record
CCUGAAACCCGGCGGCGGCGCGCCCCGGCUCACCCCGCAGCCUCACCCCCCCCACCCCCGCCCGCGCCAGACUGCGGUAGAGCGCUCACGAUGCUGCCACCCGUGCCCUCCCGCCUCGGGCUGCUGCUGCUGCUGCUCUUGUGCCCCGCGCACGUCGGGGGACUGUGGUGGGCUGUGGGUAGCCCCCUGGUCAUGGAUCCUACCAGCAUCUGCAGGAAGGCCAGGCGGCUGGCAGGACGGCAGGCUGAGCUGUGCCAGUCAGAGCCGGAAGUGGUGGCAGAGCUCGCCCGGGGCGCAAGGCUGGGGGUCCGAGAAUGUCAGUUCCAGUUCCGUUUCCGACGCUGGAACUGCUCCAGUCACAGCAAGGCCUUUGGGCGCGUCUUGCAGCAGGACAUCCGAGAGACAGCCUUCGUGUUUGCGAUUACUGCAGCCGGCGCCAGCCACGCGGUCACGCAGGCCUGUUCCAUGGGAGAACUCCUGCAGUGCGGAUGCCAGGCACCCCGCGGGCGAGCACCGCCUAGGCCCUCUGGCCUUCUGGGCACUCCUGGACCUCCAGGGCCAACAGGUUCCCCAGAUGCCAGCGCCGCCUGGGAGUGGGGAGGCUGCGGAGACGAUGUGGAUUUCGGGGAUGAGAAGUCAAGGCUCUUUAUGGAUGCCCAGCACAAGCGGGGACGUGGAGACAUCCGGGCACUGGUGCAGCUGCACAACAAUGAGGCGGGCAGGCUGGCGGUGCGGAGCCACACGCGCACCGAAUGUAAGUGCCACGGCCUUUCGGGUUCGUGCGCGCUGCGCACCUGCUGGCAGAAGCUGCCUCCGUUCCGCGAGGUGGGCGCACGGCUGCUGGAACGCUUCCACGGCGCCUCGCGCGUCAUGGGCACCAACGACGGCAAAGCCCUGCUGCCUGCAGUCCGCACGCUCAAGCCUCCCGGCCGAGCCGACCUCCUCUACGCCGCCGACUCGCCCGACUUCUGCGCCCCCAACCGGCGCACCGGCUCGCCCGGCACGCGCGGCCGCGCCUGCAACAGCAGUGCCCCGGACCUCAGCGGCUGCGACCUGUUGUGCUGCGGUCGCGGACACCGCCAGGAGAGCGUACAGCUCGAGGAGAACUGCCUGUGCCGCUUCCACUGGUGCUGCGUGGUGCAGUGCCACCGCUGCCGCGUGCGCAAGGAGCUCAGCCUGUGCCUCUGACUCGCCGCCUGCCUCGGAACGGCGCGCCAGCCGCCUCUUGGCAAUCUGCAGGACCACUGGAUUCCAGCAGGGGGCGCUGUCCGGGUCCAGCUGCUCCCUAGGAAAAUGACAUGUCUAGGCCUUGGGAAACUACAGGGGCUGGGAGCUUGGGGUUUACACCUGCCCGCCCAGGCCUGAGGACCCUGCUCCUCCAGCAUCCCCCGGAAGGGCCCUCUGCGGGAGACUAUGCAGGCUCUUCUCCCUCCCUUUGGCCUCGCAGAUGGAAAUAAAAAAAGCCAGACUCUGGCCUCUGGAGAUGAUGCUCCUCAGAAUUACUGGAGUGGAUUACAAUAAAGACAUUUAAAUCAAUAGGACAGGACCCACAGUUUGAGGGGAGGUAUUCCUAGAGGGCCAGGAUAUGGAAGGGAGUUAGGUGGUCCUGAUAGAACUAGCGUUUUGGCCUGGAUCUGUAAUCCCACCCAUCACUGAGGCAGGGGAAGGAGAGGGAGGGCUCCUGGAAACCCUGUAGCUCUCCUUCGGCACCCCUUUGUUCGUUCCCGUCCACAUCAGGCACCCGAAUCUUGAGAACAAGUGAUUCCAUUUUAAAGGGACACAAAGGGCCCAGCAGUUUCUAGCUGUGUGCUCAGUUGUUGGGCCUUUGUGUUCAUUUUUAGGACAUCAUGUCUGUUUCUGCAACUCCUGAGGAAAUCAAGGGUAGACUUUUGGGGUCGUGAGAUUAAAGCUCUUUAUAAACUGAAAAAUACAAUGAAA